Messenger RNA from Nycticebus coucang (slow loris), 637 nucleotides. RefSeq names its product serum amyloid A-2 protein-like. The record is from RefSeq and is a predicted model, not a curated record. Gene Ontology annotation, cellular component: extracellular region. The coding region runs from base 139 to 501 and encodes 120 amino acids. Lineage: Eukaryota; Metazoa; Chordata; Mammalia; Primates; Lorisidae. The transcript has 4 exons.
GGGGAAUGACCUGAGGGACUGUCCUAGGGCAAUUUUUCUGCCCUUCCCUGACCCCAGCAGGGAAGAAUCAGUAUAAAUAGAAGCCCUGAUGCCUGGCAGGCAGAGACUAACAGCUCUGCUCCACCAGAAAUCAGCACCAUGAAGCUCCUCACAGGCCUGAUUUUCUUUUCCUUGGUCCUGGGAGCCAGAGGCUUAUUUUCAUUCCUUAGUGAGGCUGCCGGAGGGGCUUGGGACAUGUGGAAUGCCUACUCUGACAUGAAAGAAGCCAAUUACAUAGGUGCAGACAAAUACUUCCACGCUCGGGGGAACUAUGAUGCUGCCCAGAGGGGGCCUGGGGGCGAGUGGGCUGCAGAAGUGAUCAGCGAUGCCAGAGAGAAUAUCCAGUCAUGGAUGGGCCGUGGAGCAGAGGACACGAUCGCUGAUCAGGAGGCCAACAAAUGGGGCCGGAGUGGCAAGGACCCCAAUCACUUCCGACCUGCAGGCCUGCCUGACAAGUACUGAGUUUCCUGGUCACUCUGCUCUCAGGAGACUGGGCCGUGAGCCCCUGAGGGCCAGGACACAGGGUUAUUGUUUUCUGUGUACACAGAACUUGUAGAGGGCAAGCAAUAGGUAUCUAAUAAAUGCUUAGGAGAUGGAA